ACCAGUUUUUUCAUUUGUGUCUGGCAGGAGAAGCCGUCGGCUGCGGAGGGUCUGAACUCCCUUUUACGGUCCAGUUUCAGACGAAAGACUGUUUAAAAAGACAACGGGACUGGCGAUGGAUAACAGUAAACGGACGGUGGUGGUUACAGGUUUUGGGCCAUUUGGAGAGCACACAGUCAACGCCAGCUGGGUAGCUGUACAGGAACUGAAGAAGCUUGGACUUGGAAGUGAAGUGGACUUGCAUGUUUUAGAAGUUCCUGUAGAGUAUCAGACAGUCCAGAGUUUGGUUCCUUCAUUAUGGAAGCAGUAUCAUCCACUGUUGGUCGUUCACGUUGGCGUCUCAGGUAUGGCCACCACCGUCACACUGGAGAAGUGUGGCAGAAAUCAUGGCUACAAGGGCCUGGACAACAGCAGCUUCUGUCCUGAUUCGCAGUGUUGCAUCGUGGGAGGUCCAGACUGUAUCGACUCAGUUAUUGACAUGGAAUCGGUCUGUAAGAGAGUGACGGCCUCGGGGCUUGGAGUAGCUGUUUCUGUCUCUAAAGAUGCUGGAAGGUAUCUCUGUGACUUCACCUACUACACCUCUUUGUAUCUGAGCCAUGGUCGCUCUGCCUUCGUCCAUGUGCCUCCUCUUGGAAAGCCUUACAGCGGUGAAGACCUGGGCCGUGCACUGAAGGCCAUCAUUCAAGAGAUGCUCGAGCUUCUGGACCAGGCCGAGGAGAAGAUCCACUGCCAACAGCACUUCCACUAAGUGACCUCCAGAAGUCAACCAGCCUCUUCAGCCUUUACCACACAGGAGAACUUGCACUUAACCACAAGUAGCCAAACCUCUUUUUAUUGUCUUGGACAAAACAAAAACUUCCUUGUUUCUGAUCUUUCCAGCAUUUAUUUGUCUUUAGCUGCUUUCACAUAUGCACUCCUGAAAAUAUCUAGAUCAUUUCAGGAGAUGCUCUGGAGAUUCUCCUGACCUGGCUGUUCACAUAUUCACCUACCAGCGGGAGUCUAUCCCUGUCAGACGGGGGGGAAGUGGCCGGUGAAGCAAUAGAUUCCACUAUACGUUGCUAUAAUGACAAUAUUUGCCUUUAUAUCAAUGCUACAUGAAGUUUGACGGAAUCACACUAUUAACAAAAGUGCGGAGAACAACAUACUGGUGAACAGAAAACAUAAUGCGGCAGUUUAAUUACGUGCACAGAGAUAGUAGCGUUUGCGGUGCACCUGUCACAGGACAUAAACGUUACCACCCCCUCCUACCCGCUCCAUGUGAAUUGUCCGGGUAACUGAGUGCUGCGUUCUCACAUCAGCUCACUCGGACUUAAUGCGCAAAAAACAUUUAGGCAGCUGGCAGGAGAAACUCUGUAAAAAGUCUGAAAAGCUCCUCCUGAAAAUAUCAGGAUUUAUUUCAGGAGUUUUCUGUGUGAAAUCACUAUUUGUCUUCGGUUUUUGCUUUGUAUACUACUUGCCUGAUUAUCUUGUGUUUUAAUGUCUCCCAAUAUGUGUAAAAAAAAAAAAAUGUAGGGUUUAGCUGAAAAAAACAAAACACCUGAUCCCAUUAAAAAGUCACACUUUAGAUGAAGAUUAAAUAUUCUGACUGCUGAGUUAAAAACUAUACGAAAAGUAUAAUGCUCAUUAAGAGAACACAGACACAAUGGGCUGUUAACAUUUGUUUGUAUACAUUGAGACCUUAUAGACCUGUAGUCCUAAAUGUGACUCCUAUGAUGCACCUAAAAGGCGGUUAGGGUUUUUUCAAAUGGUUAGAGAAGUCCCAUUUGAAAACAUGGCUGAGCGAGUAUUUAACUCUCAGGAUAUUUCAUCCUCAAGUUUUUGAUUUCACAUUAUGAUUAAUUCAACUGUUUACGUCCAAAGGUUUUUAAAUGUUCAAUGUACCCAAUACAUAAUGGUUUUAGUAGAAAUGAUUAGCAGUGAACUGUGUUUACUCAUUUCUGGUUCCUUUUAACUACCUUCUUACUAUGUGGUUUCACACUUGAUGUUGAAUUGUUUCUUUAGUCCUUUUUCUUUAUAAGAAGUUGUGAAUUUGCCUUCUUUUACAAAGGUUAUUUAAAUCAGGGAACGGGUUGGUUCCAGCUCAUAUUUCCCCAGUUUGUCUGGCCCACUUCUGACAGAACAACCACAAUUCCACGCUACUGAGAUCUGGCCCAAGGCUGUGCAAUGUUAUUUUUUUUACAGAUCUCAGGUUCACUGAUUUCUAUUAUGGCUUCACCAUUACAUUCAGAUAGCUGUCCUGUUCUUAAUCUAAAGUGCAUAUCCAAUAAUAAUACGGUAAUUAGAAAAACCAAUAUAUUUUAGCCCUUAAGAGAGAUACAAAGCUUUUCUGAAAAUGUUCCAGACUGUGAAGAAAAUUUGUGAUUGUAUUUGAAGUGUGCAACCUUUCAAGCUCAAGUAGUACAAUCCCAUGUUUUCUCUUUUUUUGUCUAGCCCUUGUUUUUUAUACAUUGACAAAAGUUUUCUGUUGUGCCCGUCAUUGACUCAGAUUUAGCUGCUUAUUUUACCUGAGGAUUCGAUUUCAUGGAUUUGGACUCUCAGUUCAGUCAGAGUUGGGCCUGGACUUUCUUUUCUGUAGCACUUUCUUUUUUUUCCUUUUUUUUAAAAUGUGACUUUAUCUGGAAUAUUAACAGCAAUUUGAUUUGUGAAAAUGCUUUUUUUCAGCCACUUUAAAUUGAAAUAUGUAGCUUUCCAGGCAUGCACACAUGCAUUUUAAUGUUUUUCUCUCCAAUUAUUAUUACUAUGGAUGCUUUAUCAGUGAGUCAUCAUUUAUAUCCUGUACCUUUGGUUUGUUUAACCUGUUAAACAAACAAACAAACUGUAGACGACUCUACAGACAUUCUAGUUUUUAAAGGUCUCUGUUCUGCCUGAGCAACCUAUGUAUCCAAAGCAAGACAAUUUGUUUGGAUAAACUUAGCUGAAUAUUGUUUAAAACUGUAAAAUCUAUCGAGGAAACUAAACAAUUAGCUUAACAUUGCAGCAGUAGAAGCCUUUUAUUUAAUUUUUUUACAAGGUCAGUAAUGUAGCAGCCAGUUAGAUUGCGUGAAUUGUCAUUAGUUUUUAGCAGAGUAUGUUAUUUUAAUUCAAUUGUUUGUACCAUAACGUAGCAUCAUUGAACACCGAGCUGAACACAUGCUUGAAUUGAAUCUUGGCAUUCGUUUUUCAACCUACAUCUUUGGUAUGAGGUUUUAAGAUCUGUUUUGAAAUUACUGAAAUAGUGGGCAGGGUUAAGUUCCUUGUUUGCAGGUGAGGAAGUCAAAGGGUUGUGGUGGAUCUGACCCCCCCCUCCCAAAAAAAUCCUGCCAACAUAUAGUGAAAGCCUCGAGUUUACAGAUGAGGUGAUGUCUGAUCCUGACUCUUUCCUGUGCCUUGUAAUUAAUGAGUGUUGUGAAAAGGCCUUAAAAUUGCUCAGCAGUUCAGUUCAAAGAUAUUUUAUUGAUACUGUCCAGUCAAAUGUGUGGCUACCUCAAAUGUAUUUAUUUUUAUCUUGGUGUGUGCUCUGUUGUACAAUAACAUUAUGGCUCUGUGAAUUUAUUGUGAAUUUCUCUAUUUGGUAAGAAUCCACUUUAGACAUUAACAAAGCAACGUUACAAAAAUGUAAUCUUUGCUUUUUAGAAGCAAAUGCUUGGAAAUAAAGAGAAUGAAAUGAUAA
Molecule: messenger RNA, 3649 nt
Organism: Labrus mixtus (cuckoo wrasse)
Lineage: Eukaryota; Metazoa; Chordata; Actinopteri; Labriformes; Labridae
Gene: pgpep1
Product: pyroglutamyl-peptidase I
Exons: 5
Coding region: 116-748 (210 amino acids)
Biological process (GO): proteolysis
Cellular component (GO): cytosol
Molecular function (GO): pyroglutamyl-peptidase activity
Source: RefSeq, a predicted model, not a curated record